This is a messenger RNA of Paramecium octaurelia, 538 nucleotides long. The record is from the annotation of a GenBank genome assembly. Lineage: Eukaryota; Ciliophora; Oligohymenophorea; Peniculida; Parameciidae.
AUGUAUCAUGAUAUAGGAGAUUUGCAUUUACUACUUUUAUCUGAUCUUCGUUUUUUGUCUUUGCACAUAAGCAAUAUUAAGAUUUUAAAGGAAUACUGAUUAAAUAUUUAUGCUAAGUCCACUAAACAGGGUAUUUUUAAAAAUAUUUUUAUCUAAUAUUUACAAUUUGGAACUUAAAAAAGACACAAAUAAAUUAUGAUUCAGCCACUUUCAAUACAAUAUGCCACAGAAAGCAUUUACUCAAGGAUAUCACUUACUUUUUGUAUAUCAUAGAUGACAACUAAGUUGGGACUAAGUCAAAUCAAUCUUAUGAGUAUUUGUGUCUUCCUAAUUAUUUAGUAAAUAUUAACUGGAGUUGCAUGAAUGCAUUAAUUUGACAUAAUGCAUCGAGAUUUAAAACCUGAAUAUAUCAUGUUUAAAGAAGCCAAUCAAAUAGCAGGAUUAUGAAUUGUAAACAUUAAAAAGGAAGUUUACUUAUAAAAACUAUACCCAACAUCAAGCAACUUAUGAAAUAGAGGAUGAGUAAAAAAUUUAAUGA